AUGGCUGAAUUCAUCGCUCUGCCCAGCUUCGUGGUUGCCGUCGUUGCACUUGCCGCGGAAGGCCUCAAGAUUGCGGAGGGACUGGCUGCCUUCGCGGAUCGAGUUGCAACGGCCAAAGACGAGCUCGUAGCGUUGGCAGGAGACGUAAAGUUCAUUUGCCGCACUCUCGACGACCUGGCACACAGCCUGAAAGUCCACCAACACCCACGAUAUAUCAAGAUUGACUGGUUUCAGGAUACGCUGCAGCAUGCUGACGAAUGCAGAACCGUCUUCAAGCAGGUUGAUCAUCUACUCACCAGCUUCACCACCAAGCCGUCACCCUCUGGUCAGGAUGCGCUUGGCAAGAGAUCUCAGAUCAGAUUUGCAUUCAGUGAGAGCCAAGUGGCUCGACUCCAAAGGUCUCUGAAUGGCCUCCAGGUCAAGUUCACGUUGCGUCUUGCUGUGUUCCGCUUCACUGUCGACGCAGCAGAUCGACAGGCACAGGCCAAGCGAGAUCACCGGGACCGACAUCUCGCCCAGCUGCGCCGUGAUCAAGCUAUGCUUGAACUCAGAAUCGCCCACAUCAACCUAAAGGAUAUAUAUAGCGAGGGUUCUCACAUGGAUCCGGAUGAUGACUCCCUUAUUGUCGCGGACCUGGUAGACCCUGCGCCGCGACUCUCAGUGGUGGCCUCUAAUUCACAACCACCCGACAAAGCCGCGGCAACAGCUACACCCACAUCUUCUGUGAUACCGCCUGGGUCACGCCAGGAGCAGAUCGCACCUGUCGAAAGUCAACAUCAUAUACGCAUGUCAGACCUAUACGACCCCAAUGCUGACUCGGGAAUCGGUCGGAGCAUUUUGACCAAUUUGGAAACUUCGACAGAGGCCAGUAUGCUUGAUACCCACGAGGAUGCGCCUCGAAUCAUGCAUCCAACAUCUUCAGAUGGAAAAAUCCCGGUCUCGAAUAAGAAGAAUGGCGAUGCAUACCCGCCCAGUGACACGCUUCACGAUGUGUCCGCGAAGCCAAACGAGGAAAGCUCUCAUACUGCACACAUACCACGUUUGGAGCGUGCCAGGGUGGCGCAUAGCGAGAGCGUUUUCCUUAAAGACAAAGCUUCCAGACAAGAUCCAUUGGCAGUCGCUAAUUCUGGGAACAGCGAUAGAAGGCAAUCGAAUGCUAGCAAUGGCCUCCGUUCGCCCUCACCAUCGUCCCAGUCAGGUCCAAAGCCUGGCCUGAUGCGCAGACUUCUACCCGAUGCACGACCGCUCGAAAUGCAGACCAAGCUCUUUGAGAGAGGAUCUCGCUAUGAGACCUGGAUUAUCCGGCGGAACGAAAGCUAUUCCAAACUGCGAUUACUCAACAAAGCAUGGACCAAAGCUCGGAUUGAGAAACUACCUCUCUCCCUAGAUUCAGAUCCAACUCUCGGUAUCGAAAGCGAUGAGAGCAGCACAGAGCAGAGCUUGACCCGAAUGCCUUUUGCAGCAAGGGAACAAGUGUCUAGUCUCCUGAAGCAAACCACGAAUUCUACACUUUACAAGAUCUUUCUUCAGCCUUCCAGCUCGCCUAAAUCAAGCAUCAGAAGCAUUUAUAUCGUUGUCAAGCAAUCUGACGGCAAUCGCACCGACCGAGAAUUGGAGAACACAAGCAAUUCUGACCAGUCUGUGGGCCUUAGACCAUCGGAGAACGAAGCUGAUAACACGACGCUGGGGCCAGAUGCCCUCGGCGCUGCCAUCAUCCCCAGCAGCAGGUUGGUCCCCUACGGCUACGAUUACGAUAGCCAUGGCGGUGGUCGGGAGAAAAAGAAGCAUGGGGUGGCGGUGUCCAUGAGCCCCCGUGGUGGACAAGAGCUAGCGCAAACCCCCGUGCCGAAGCCACAGGCUGGCCGGGAGCGGAGCUACAGUAACGCUAUGCCUCCCCAACGUAACGACGACACCCAGGAUAGUAUUUCGGAGCGGUGUAGGAGCAGGAGAAGUAGGAGCAGCAGUGGGACCAGGAGCAGGGACAGACACAGGGGCAUGGGCAGGAACGGUCCUGGUAGUGACAACGAGGAACACGCCGAAGGACGGGGACAAGCACUAGUUGUUCACCGCCAUGGCAACAACAACGACGACAGCAACAGCGUCAGUGGAAGUGGAAGUGGAAGCGGAAGCGAAAGUAGAAGCCGCAUGGGCAGCAGUGAGGCAAGCCGCGACCACUCCCAGGUACGAGAGCAGGCGCGAGACCCACCGCUCGAGCCAGCAGGCGAUGGCGGUCCUCAGCGUGAGCAGCGUGAAGGGAGUGUGAGGACGACAAGACAGCCAGACACAGCCACAGCGCUUGGGACUAUGAGCUGUACAUACAGAUAG
Molecule: messenger RNA, 2325 nt
Organism: Cyphellophora europaea CBS 101466
Lineage: Eukaryota; Fungi; Ascomycota; Eurotiomycetes; Chaetothyriales; Cyphellophoraceae
Exons: 1
Coding region: 1-2325 (774 amino acids)
Source: RefSeq, a predicted model, not a curated record